Messenger RNA from Polyodon spathula (Mississippi paddlefish), 4613 nucleotides. RefSeq names its product raftlin-like. The record is from RefSeq and is a predicted model, not a curated record. Bases 571 to 2370 code for a protein of 599 amino acids. The transcript is spliced from 10 exons. Lineage: Eukaryota; Metazoa; Chordata; Actinopteri; Acipenseriformes; Polyodontidae.
CUCUUGCUGUCUCUCCUGUAAGCACACUUAACGUUUCAGACUCUCCUCUCUUUGCUAGACUUUUUUCACUUGGCUGGAGCAAAACAGACUAGUGUUUAGAAGUGCACUGUCUGUGCUUGAGCCUAAUCUUUUCAUUUUGCAGACAGUUUUGAAAAUAGGUUGCAUGGUGGGAGAAGAACCAUACAAUGUCACAGGAUGUGGUUUCUGAGUUUGCAGAACUGCAAUGAACAUGCUUUGAAUGUAAAUUAAUAGCAAAAGGAAGCAACAUUGGCGACACACUUUAAGAGAUUGAGGUGCUGAUGUAAUGAAAAUGAAAAAACAAAUCUUGUCAUUUUCAAUAAUGUCAGAAGCUCGAUAGCUGUUUUUUUUUUUAGCUUGGUAAAAGCUCUUUUCUGUCACUUCUCUGCUGCUUUGGUGAUUCAAAAGUGAGUUUUCUUCAAGAUUUCCAGGCACCACGACUUCCCUUUCUGAGAUGAACGUGUCCUUUGCUGACAGCUCGCCGAUUGUGACUAGCAAGCCUUGAGUGUUCAGAGCCAGGACAACAGCAUCAUCUUGCUAGAAGCUGCUGAAAUGGGUUGCGGACUGCCGAAACUGGAGAAGCCAGACAAGAACAGCCCUGGCAAAAUCUACUCCACCCUGAAGAGGCCACAGGUAGAAACCAAAGUCGGGACUGCCUACUCCUACUGCUUUCUAGACUUCACAGUUGGGAAGGAUGCAGAGAUCAGCGGGUCCUCGGCAGUCAAGCUCUCGUCUGUCUAUGAGCUGCCCGUCCAGCUGCAGGAGUUGUACCAGCAGGGCUUUGUCCUGGCCACGGUACAUCCCUUCGUUCACCCGGCUGGAGGGAAGGACCAGACUCCACAGGAACGCCUCUUCAGAGCCGUUCUCAUUAAGCAGGCAGACAGCUCGGAAAAGAACCACCAGAACAGUGAGCCCCACAGCCUGGAAAUGAACAUGUGCCUGUCUUCUGACCAGCUUCCUGGUGCAGAACUCAUAGAGGGCUUUGUUAAGAGAGUGCAGGAAGCUGCAGAACAGGGAGUGAAAUUUGUGGGGUUUAUCCAACAGUAUGGUUUUCCAGUGAACUCGAACGCACACUCCACUGAGGCUGAAUCGUCAUCAUUGCAUUGCAGUCAGAGUAGUUCAGGGAAGGAGGAAAGUUCACAAACUCUCAUCCCUGAGAGCAGACCAGGUUCAGUGGAAGCCAGCGACUGUGAAACAAAUCAGGCGGCAGGAACAGAAACCAAUUGUGAGCAGGUGGAGCAGCAGGUCACUGAGAAAUUACCUCAGACUUCGUCAAAUGAAGAUGAAGGGCAGAUUGAAGCUAUGAACUCUGCUGAAUUGGCAGAAGUCACCGAGGUGGGAGUUAAGCCUGAUGGGGCUUCUGAGGCCAACUCACCGGCACCCACAACAAACGGGCCUGCUGAACAUUCGGCAGGGGAUUCCAGUGAGAACAUGGAGGGGAACCAGGAAAACAGCAGGGACAGCGGGACACCUGGAAACACUGAACACACAGAGCACAAAGGAUCGAAAAGGGAAGUCCAGACAUUUGCACUGUUGAACACAUCCAGCAGCCAGCAGAGCUUGUGUAGAUAUUACACAGUGAAGGUGCCUCUGAAAGUCCACAGGAAAGGCCAGGGUGUCACCAGUGUGGAGGCAGACUGGCUGGAUCACAUGACCCAGCACUUCACCAAUGGGGCGCUGCUGGUUGAUGGGUACUUCUGUCUUGAAGCAGAAAAUGAGUCGACACCCCGGUCAGUGGAAGGCACAUUCAUCUUUGAGGAGGCUUCUGAAGUGGACUCGACAGCUGCACAGGCCUACGAUGCCAUUGUUGUGGAACAAUGGUCAACUUUCCAAGGUGCUGAGGUUAAAACAGAUUAUAUACCCCUGUUGAAAUCUCUGGCUGUCUUUGGGUGGAGGCUGACCUGUGUGCUUCCUACUCCAGUUGUGAAGACAAACAGCGAAGGGAAUUUGGCGACAAAGCAGAUUGUUUUUCUCCAGAGACCUUUCCUACCCCGAAAGAAAAAGGAAUCAAAGAAAUUAAACUUCAAGACACGAAGCAAGCUAAAUAAAAACACAAUCAAAGACAAAAACAAAAAAACGAACGUAUCAAACCUGAAAGAGAAUGAGCAGGGGGACCAGAUCACUAUAGAAGAUGUGCAGAAAGAGAAUGAGAAAGACACAGACCAAGAAGACAGAGAAAACAACAUGGAGAAAACCAGUCCAAAUGAAACAGACACACAAGAUACAGGAAAUGAAAAAGACAAGGAGUCAGCAACAGAGAAAGAGCGAGACAAUGAGACAGCUGCCCCAGAACAGAACCCAGAACCACAAAGCACCGAGACCAGUGGUGGAAAUGAGGGGGGCACUGAGUGAUGGCUGUGAUGCCUCUGAAGAAGCUUUCCAGGAGCCAUGUGCAACAGACACUUCAUACAUGAUCAGCUGUGUCUCUGAAAUCAAAUGUGAUUGCGAUUAGAAAACAGAAAAUGGCAAUUGAUAAUCACCUAUAAGGGGAAAGGGUUCAAUCGCUCACAGUAACCCGUUCUCUUCACUCUCCAAAUAAGCACACUCAGUAGGACCGUUUUGUUGUGAACUGCAGACCUUUGAGGAUAAUGGAAAUGUUCAGCCAGAAACAAUGACAGAGACAGACAUUAUCGAAGCCAGGAAAGUGGGGUCCUUGGCGUGGAUAAUUUGGGUUGUUUUUUCAAAACAAGCAGCUUUGAACAGUUAAUGAAAUGAUGCAGAAAGGAUAUGAAACUGAAAAUGGUUGUUAAAGGAGAACAUGCUCUAUUGCAAACUACAUUUCACCUGUAACCUACAAUAAAGAUGCAGUAUUCUCACUUUAUUGAAACAUCAAUUAAACUGAGAUCAGUCAACUCUUUCUAACAUGGAAAGGAAACCAACUGACUUUUAGUAUACUGGUAUGACAAAAAUAGAUCAGUCAUACCCUUUAGUUAAACACAAGCAACCAUACGUUGCAGAGUAAGUUUGCUUUCUUUAAAAUACAGCUUCUUUUCAAAGUCUAAGGUAAUCCAUAUGUGGUCGUGGUUGUUUCCUAUGAUAUGCAUCAGAUUCUAAACUACUGUUUGCAAACGCAAGCAGUCUGCCACUGUAGUUUCUACAUUCUAGCUAAAGUAAAUUAAACAUUUGUGAAGAUUGGAAUGUUUUUGGCCUCUUAAUGUUGGGUAUAUGUCUUAAUGGUAAGCAGUGUUGUUUUGGAGUGUGCAGAAGCAUUUCAAUACUCUAUGUAAGUGGUACAGUGCACAACAGUCCAUAGGUUUCUGGAUAAUAAAGAUAAUCUUGACUGAACCUAAACAAUCUACAAUAAGAGCAUGUCCUCAUCUUAAGCGUCUUUAAGGACAUAUCAUAAACAGUUUCUUAUUAAACUAAUUUAGGAAGCUUUUUGAAAUGUUACUAAGCUACCACAGUAUGAAACAAAGCAGAAAACAUCUCUUUAAACUAACAUUGGAAACUGAAAUUGGUCCCUCAGAUUAUUGGUGUUGAAACAAUUUUAUAAAAGACCAUUGUAAAUGUGCCUGGUAAUUAUGCAGUUUUCCCAUGCUUUUUCUACAGUUUACCAAGGUUUGCUGUAAUUUUAACCAUGCUUACCUAUGCUUUCACAUACUUUCACUGUGCUUUGUUACUCUUUGCUUUGCUUUUACUAUGGUAAACUUAUAUAAGGGUACUUACAGCUGUAAUACAAAAUAAUAGUUUUAUCUGCUUGUAAAACACAUUCUAGUUAAAAUGUUUGGAACCCCACAUGUUACGGUUAUUUCUACACUACUAACGCAGUGCGUGAAUGAUCAUGUUUAAUUUAUAUAAACAGAUGGAAAUGAUUUUAUGUGACCAGUACUCUAUGCCAGUGUUUGGUCAUAUUUAAAUAUUUUAAUUCACCUGUUAGGACAUAUGCUCAUUAGAGAAUCUUCCUUUUUAAGUGGGAAAUAGAGUUUUUGUAAAGCAAGUUAGUUGAAGCUAUGAAAGAGAAAGUAUAAUCUUUAUAAAUAAAAUAUGUAUCCUAUAUUACCAGCAACAUACAUUAAAAAGAAAAAUAAUAAUCUAAUCUAGUAUGGAAAAACAUCACGUACCUGGAAUAGUUUUUUACAAGUGCCUUUGCCUUGCGCGCAAUGAAAUUGAAAGGUUAGCUGAGAUGACAGGGUUGCUAGUAAGGACUGUGUGUAUCUUCAGAUAUGUUCAACUUGCGUGUCUCUUGUUACUGGCUGGACCAAUUCUGUUUAUUUUUGUCACUACAACACCCCCCUCCUCAAGAGCAAAAUACCUUCCGUCCACCUUGACACCCACUAAAACAUGCACACCUUGUCAGCAUUUGUAAUUUGCCAUGAGAUCCUAAAUAAAGAAGUUUGUUUAAAUAGAGCAGAUAAUUUAAUGAGCCCCUAAUUAUGUGGAGGGAUUGAUUCAUAAAACAAUUGUAACAUAAAUCCUUAAGCUAUCUCGAGACAAGUAAACAUGUAUUUGGAAACCUUCUCAGUACACAGCUGCGUGUUUCUAUAUGGACUGCCUUCGGAAGAAAUGCUUUAGAUUUCAAGUCUUAACCCUUUGCGGUCCUAUUUUGGACCAGGUCCGACAUUACAAUUUUCCCUUUCCAGUACGGAUCACAAAGA